AUGUCGCGAACAUCUCGUCUCGUACCUGUUCUCUGGACACUCAUUCCACUUUCAACCGCAAAAUUACUAUGGUCCACCACACCAGCAGAUAUCAGCGACAUCAUCCGCACUACAUACCCGCUCGGAAAUGGCCGUCUAGGUGCAAUGCCAAUCGGCCCACCAGGUGCUGAGAUACUCACUAUGAACCUAGAUACUCUAUGGUCAGGUGGCCCGUUCUCAGCAUUCAACUACAGCGGUGGAAAUCCAAACUCUUCUGUUGCCGAAGCUCUACCGGGUAUCCGGGAUUGGAUCUUCACUAACGGAACGGGUAAUGUGACAGAACUGCUGGGUUUAGAUGACGCCUAUGGUUCUUACCAAGUUCUCGGGAACUUGAGUGUGAUCAUCCCUUCGCUGGCGGGUGCCGAUGCUGUUAACUAUACACGCACGUUGGACAUGAGCAAUGGCGUUCAUACGACGGCAUUUAGCGUGAACGGUAGCCAUAUCGAAACUGAAGCUUUCUGCUCCUUCCCAGAUCAGGUUUGCGUGUAUACGGUUCGUUCUUCCGGUGAGUUGCCAGCUCUCGGGGUGAGAUUGGACAACGACCUUGUUGAUCCGGAGCUGCGGAAUGUUACUUGCGUUAGUGGUAAUGGCACGGAGUCGGGGCAUCUAAGACUAAAGGGUGUGACACAGCUGGGUCCACCUGAGGGUAUGCGAUACGAUACAAUUGUACGAGUGGCAUCUGGCAGCGACGUCACGACGAAAUGCAAUAGUGGCACGAAUAUAUUGAACAUCGCACCUGGAAACGGUACAAAAAGCGCUACGAUAGUACUAGGCGCCGAAACAAAUUAUGAUGCAAAGAGAGGGACAGCAGAGUUCAACUACUCCUUCCGCGGCGAAGACCCAGGCCCAGCCGUCGAAGCAACAACAUCUGCCGCGGCCGCGAAAACCCUAACUGAGUUACAAAACCGCCACAUCGACGACUUCACUUCUCUUACAGGCCGCUUUACACUAUCCCUUCCCGAUCUUCUGAAUUCUUCCCAAACACCGACAUCCGAACUCAUUGCACGCUACAACGCAAACAACACAGUCGGCGACCCAUAUAUUGAGAACAUGCUCUUCGACUACGCGCAGUACCUCUUCAUCUCCAGUUCACGGCCUGGCUCUCUUCCACCAAACCUCCAAGGGCGAUGGAGCGAAGGGCUCUACGCUGCCUGGUCGGCAGACUACCAUGCGAACAUCAAUCUCCAAAUGAACCAUUGGACAGCUGACCAAACCGGAUUAACAGACCUCCAAUCACCGUUAUGGGGCUAUAUGGCCGAUAAUUGGGUUCCACGCGGCAGCGAGACUGCCGACCUGCUAUAUGGCGCACCAGGAUGGGUGGUGCACAACGAGAUGAACGUCUUUGGUCACACGGGAAUGAAGAGUGGUGCUGAGUGGGCGAACUACCAGGCUUCUGCGGCGUGGAUGAUGCAGCAUGUGUUCGAUCAUUGGGAUUAUUCGCGCGACGAUGCGUGGCUGCGGGAUCAGGGAUACCCGCUUAUGAAGGGUGUUGCCGAGUUUUGGCUUAGCCAGCUCCAAGAAGACGCCUUCAAUGGCGAUGGUACACUGGUUGUCAAUCCGUGUAACAGUCCUGAGCACGGUCCUACAACAUUCGGAUGCGCGCACUACCAGCAACUCGUACACCAGGUCUUCGAAGCGGUACUCUCCACGAUGAGCAUAGUCGACGAGCCAGACACUUCUUUCAGAAGCAAGCUUACAGAUUCGCUCGAGCGGCUUGACAAAGGCUUCCACAUCGGUACGUGGGGCCAGAUCAGAGAGUGGAAGCUUCCGGAAGAGCCAUAUGGUUACGAGUUCAUCAACGACACUCAUCGCCAUCUCUCUGAAUUGGUUGGUUGGUACCCUGGCUACUCGAUCUCCUCUUUCCUCGAUGGCUACGCCAACAGCACCAUUCAAGAUGCCGUUCGGCAGAAAUUGUACAGCCGCGGUAAUGGUAACGGCCUAGAUGCGAAUGCCGGCUGGGCAAAGGUCUGGCGCUCGGCUUGUUGGGCCCGACUUAACGAUACGGAGCAAGCCUACUAUGAGCUUCGAUAUGCUAUCGAGCAGAACUUUGCUGGAAACGGCUUCAGUAUGUACUCUGGUACUCAAACUCCAUUCCAAAUCGACGCGAAUUUUGGGUUUGGAGGCGCGGUGCUGAGCAUGCUCGUCACAAACAUGCCGACUGCCGCGGGCGGUAGCGACAAUGAAAGGACUGUGAUCUUAGGCCCCGCGAUUCCGACGAGUUGGGGCGGCGGGAAUGUAAAAGGAUUGAGACUGAGAGGUGGUGGAAUCGUCGACUUUGGUUGGAAUGAGAAUGGAGUAGUUGAGACAGUGAAGACGUACGGUAAACUUGGGGGCCUAAAGCUUGUGAACAAGGAAGGCAAUAUCCUCGAGUAA
Alternaria atra is the source of this 2412-nucleotide messenger RNA. RefSeq lists its product as uncharacterized. The transcript is spliced from 2 exons. Lineage: Eukaryota; Fungi; Ascomycota; Dothideomycetes; Pleosporales; Pleosporaceae. Gene Ontology annotation, biological process: carbohydrate metabolic process. Gene Ontology annotation, molecular function: alpha-L-fucosidase activity. The record is from RefSeq and is a predicted model, not a curated record. The coding region runs from base 1 to 2412 and encodes 803 amino acids.